This is a messenger RNA of Fraxinus pennsylvanica, 2793 nucleotides long. Lineage: Eukaryota; Viridiplantae; Streptophyta; Magnoliopsida; Lamiales; Oleaceae. The record is from the annotation of a GenBank genome assembly.
AUGGCCUUAUUCCGGAGUAGCAACAUGAGAAGUGGAGACUAUUUGGAAGGAGUGCUGAGUGAUUAUGUUGGGGGAAAGGCGAAAUUGAGGGCACAAAAGAAUGGAUCAGCUCGACUUGUAACGGUUUUAACUUGCUUACAGUUUUCCUUUGCAUGUUAUGCUACAUUGCUGUUGUAUUUCAUGAGUCCUUCGAUAGACUUGGGAACAAAACCUGACUUUUCAUGGGCGACGCGCAUUGCGCAUCAAUGGAAACAUUAUAUGAUCACACCCCAUAUAGUGAGUCAUUACCAAGAAGCCAAUUCCCUUAUUAGAGCUGAAGUCCAACCAAUUAGUCCAUCUCAAGUUUGUGAGCACGAAAAGAUUGAUUUUGUGCAAAAGAAGUCAAAUGAUGCAGUGAUGAUCAAAUUGAAGAGGGAUCUUUACAAAGAAGUGUUAGAUUUCCAAAGCAAGACUGUUGGGACUGAGACACUAGCUGAGCUAAUGGCAAUGAAGUCUAAGUGGGAUUUGCGUGGACAGAAUAUCCCAAAAAUUACCGUUAUUUUAAACCAUUUUAAGCGCAAAACGUUAUGCGCUCAACUAGAUUCUUUGCUUCACCAGACCCUUCCGUUUCAUCAUGUUUGGGUACUUUCAUUCGGGAGUCCAAGCGAGCAAUCCUUGAAACGAAUUGUAGAUAGCUACAAUAACUCAAAAAUCAGUUUCAUUAGUUCGAGUUAUGAUUUUAAGUACUAUGGGAGAUUCCAAAUGGCAUUACAGACAGAAGCCGACCUUGUGUAUAUCCUCGAUGAUGACAUGAUACCUGGCACGAAAAUGUUACAAAUUUUAUCGCAUGUAGCCGGGACAGAGAAGUACAAGAACUCUGUUCUGGGCAGUAUCGGGAGGAUUUUGCCUUUUCGACAGAAGGACUUUACUUUCCCGAGCUAUAGAAAGUUUCGAUCAAAGGAGGCAGGUCUUUAUUUGCCUGAUCCUGCUUAUGACAUCACAAUUGACAGGGUUGUUCAGGUCGACUUUCUUUCUAGCUCUUGGUUUUUGUCUGCAGAGCUUGUCAAAACACUUUUCACUGAGACGCCAUUCACUUUCAUGACCGGAGAAGACCUGCACUUGAGUUAUCAGCUUCAGAAGUACAGAGAUGCCGGUUCAUUCGUGUUGCCUGUUGAUCCAAAGGAUAAAGAAACAUGGGGUGAUAGUGAGCACAGGCUUGCAUAUGUAUCUGAAACCACAGUGAUUUUCAAAGGAAUUGUUCAAGUUAGAGAUGACCAAUGGUGGAAAGCCCUCUCAACCGGUUAUGUUACACAGUGGGCAGCUAUGUAUCCUCAGAAGAUUGAUGCACUCUUCUAUGCUCACUCCAUUGAAGAAGUUAAAGCACUCACCCCACUUCUCAAAAAGUUCAGGUCCACUUUUGGCAAAAAGGCUUACAUUGUCGUCUCGGGAGGCAAUUUCUGCCCUUGUGAAGAUGCUGCUGCAACUUUGAGUUGGCCUAAAGCAGUAUGUAAUGAAAGAAGAUUCAAGAUUUUUGAUUUGGGAAUUGGUGCCUUAUCAGGGCAUUCAAAGUCAGAGGUGCCUAUUUUACAAGCAGUGUAUGCUAGCAUGAAAGGACUGAUCAAAAUUCACAACCCGAGCGUGGUGAUAACUGUAGCUGAUAUAGAUUCAAACGUUAAAAAAGCUUUGAAGAUGGCAUCGGAAUCCAAUGUAAAUGGCUCAAAAUUGGUUCUUUUACCAAAACCAUCUGUGUCUAAAGUUCUCUGGAUGGCUGAUAUAAGGUCCACAGCGUUGCCAAAUUGGAACAGGAUGCGAAUUUCUGUAAAUAUAAUCACUCAGAACCGUGCUCAUUCUCUUACAAGGCUAUUGAACUCUCUAAAAAAUGCGUACUAUGUUGGAGAUGAGAUUCCUAUCUCCUUCAACAUGGAUAGCAAAGUCGAUGAGGAGACUUUAAAGCUCGUGAAUUCCUUCGAUUGGCCUCAUGGGCCUAAAAUUCUUCGUAGAAGAAUCAUACAAGGAGGACUCAUUCGAGCUGUCAGUGAAAGCUGGUACCCCACGACAGAUGAUGACUUUGGGCUCUUGCUCGAAGAUGAUAUCGAGGUAUCUCCUUACUACUACCUCUGGAUCAAAUAUACUCUUUUGGCAUACCACUAUGAUCCUCAGAUUUCUCUGCCUCAACUCUCAUCGAUCUCCCUAUACACCCCUCGUUUGGUAGAAGUCGUGAAAGAAAGGCCUAAAUGGAAUGCAACGGAGUUCUUCAAGCACAUUCAUCCAAACACGCCUUAUCUUCAUCAGUUACCUUGCAGUUGGGGUGCAGUAUUCUUCCCCAAGCAAUGGAGAGAAUUCUACGUAUACAUGAACAUGAGAUUCACCAAAGAUGCGAAGCAGAACCCUGUCCAAAUCCCGAGAUCAAGAACGAAUGGUUGGCAAGCUUCUUGGAAAAAGUUUCUGAUAGAUAUGAUGUACCUCAGAGGCUAUGUUAGCCUCUAUCCAAACUUUCCAAAUCAACAAAGUCUUUCGACCAAUCAUAUGGAACCCGGGGCUCAUAUCAGUGCAGAAGACAACGUUGUGAAGCAUGACAAGACAGAUUUCGAGGUGCCCUUGUUGAAACAAGACUUCAAAACCUUAUUGCCUAAUGGAAAAUUUCCUCCAGCUUCAAAAUUGCCAUCGCUUAACCUCUUCAAUCAAGCUGUUUCUUUGAAAGGUUUGAAGGCCGCCGGUGCAAAGCUGAGGCAGGAUGUGCUUGAAUGCAAUCCAACAGAAGUAGUGGCAGUCAAUCACGAAACAGGUCUACCUUCACAUUGUGCAAGUUUCUGA